Pyricularia oryzae 70-15 is the source of this 558-nucleotide messenger RNA. RefSeq lists its product as uncharacterized. The record is from RefSeq and is a predicted model, not a curated record. The transcript is spliced from 2 exons. Bases 1 to 558 code for a protein of 185 amino acids. Lineage: Eukaryota; Fungi; Ascomycota; Sordariomycetes; Magnaporthales; Pyriculariaceae.
AUGUUGCCCCUAUUCCUUGUGACCUCGCUCUUCCUGACCCAGUUUUUAGCCGCCGCACACACCGAGAACUUUGAGAUCGUCAAGGGCCUCGCCGACAAAGCUCGCGUCAAGCUCGACCUGACCGGACAACAAUCCUACGCCAUCUACGAAAAGUUCCCCGCCAAGGUUUACAACCCGCUCGACUACCACAUGCGGCUGAUAGUCGGUCACGUCGAGUGCAAGGACGACAACGACUGCGACUUUGCCGCGAAUGCAUUCCACAUGCACGCGCACGGCGGCUCGUGUGAGAGGGUUCUGGGUUCCAAGACAAAUCAGCAUUCCCGAAACAGACCUUGGAAGGCCAACCAUUACUACGACAAGAAGGAAGACAUCGAUAAGCCAUUGCCUCAAAAGAACAGGUACCAAUGGGCUGGGCCGACUAGGACACUCAGCUAUGACGAGAUUUAUGCUUUGGGCGACAAGUGGUGCGGCAGCUGUUUCCAUUCGAGAUACAAUAAAGUCUUCAACAACUGCCAUCAUUUCGUCUACUCUUUAUACAACAAGAUAAAGCAGAAAUGA